Messenger RNA from Lodderomyces elongisporus, 1818 nucleotides. RefSeq names its product spermine transporter (gene TPO3). Gene Ontology annotation, cellular component: fungal-type vacuole membrane; plasma membrane. NCBI's taxonomy places the organism in Eukaryota, Fungi, Ascomycota, Pichiomycetes, Serinales, Debaryomycetaceae. The transcript has a single exon. Gene Ontology annotation, biological process: spermine transport; transmembrane transport. The record is from RefSeq and is a predicted model, not a curated record. Bases 1 to 1818 code for a protein of 605 amino acids. Gene Ontology annotation, molecular function: spermine transmembrane transporter activity.
AUGCCGUCAUCAAUAACGUCAUCAUCGUCAUCAACUAAUAACAAUUCUGACCUAGAAUAUGGUCAUGUCACACCUUACCGUUUGAAUGAGGUGGAACCAAAAGAAGACGAAGAUAGAGAAAACAACGACCAGUCGUCAAUUGUGUCUCUGGAUACAGCUCAAGGAUACGAGGGCGACUCAAACCUCAAAUUGCAUAAAACUGAAACCGAGAAAUCGUUACGUGAAUUGGGUAUACGAAAAGAUGUUCCACAACAAGACUUGAACCAAGCACCUGUGCUGGACCCUAUUUUCCCCGAGGAAUACGUCUUGGAAACGGAAACUGGUUUGGUCAAGGCCAAGACAUUGGAAAGCUUAGGAAGAGAACCCACUAGAGGAACAAGAACACAUAGCAUAAACGAUAAGACAGAGUUUGUCACAUUCAAAAUCGACGAUCCUGAAAACCCGUUGAAUUGGCCCAUGUGGAUCAAGUGGGUCUACACCGUAUUGUUUUCAUUUUCUGUCAUCAGUGCUGCAUAUGGAUCAUCUUGCUUAUCAGGGGGUUUGUUUACUAUCAACGAUAAAUACGGUGUCUCAACUGAAGUUUCAACACUAACAGUCUCCUUGAUGGUGCUUGGUUUCUGUGUUGGUCCAUUACUUUGGGCUCCAUUAUCGGAACAAAUAGGAAGAAGACCCGUAUAUAUAAUCAGUUUUGGCUUGUACACCAUCUUCAAUAUCCCAUGUGCAUUAUCUCCAAAUAUCGGUGGCUUGUUAGUAUGCCGUUUCCUUUGUGGUGUCUUUGCUGCUAGUGCAUUAACAAAUGCCGGUGCAAGCUUGGUGGAUAUUCAUAGUGACACGCGUGGAUUGGCAAUUGCCUUUUUCAGUUUCUGUCCAUAUAGUGGACCGGUUCUUGGUGGUGUCGUUAAUGGAUUCAUCAGUGUUGGUACAAACAGAUUUGACUUGAUGGUUUGGGUCAACAUGGCCUUUGCUGGGGUUAUGUGGAUCAUUUUGGCUCUUAUUCCAGAAACUUAUGCCCCUGUUAUCUUGAAAAAGAGGGCAAAGAAAUUGAGAAAGGAAACAGGAAACCCACAUAUAAUGACUGAACAAGAAGCAUCACCCUUGUCAUUUAAGGAAAUGGUGAAAUUGAACUUGUUGUUGCCAUUAAAGUUUGUUGUUACAGAACCGGUCUUGGACCUUGUAUGUGGCUAUGUUGCAUUGAUCUACGCAUUGCUUUACGCCUUCUUUUUUGCCUAUCCAUACAUUUUCAAUCAAUUAUACGGAUACAAGGACAAUAAAAUUGGUCUUAUGCUUAUCCCAAUCUUGAUUGGCGCUGGUUUGGCAGUAACAACAACACCAUUUUUGGAGAAACACUACAUCAAAGUAACUACAAAACUUUACCUGGAAGGUAAGCCAGUGCCCCCAGAGUUGCGUCUUUGGGGUGCAAUGAUUGGUGCACCAUUCCCAGCAAUUGCAUUGUUUAUUUUGGGUGCCACUUCGUAUAAACAUAUCAUUUGGGUUGGCCCUGCAUCAUCCGGUAUCGCAUUUGGUUAUGGAAUGGUUUUGAUCUACUACUCCUUGAAUAACUACAUCAUUGAUACAUAUGCUAAAUACGCCGCUUCUGCAUUAGCAACAAAAGUGUUUCUUAGAAGUACUGCAGGUGCUGCAUUUCCACUUUUCGUUACAUACAUGUACGAAGGUCUCGGUUUACAAUGGGCAAGUUGGUUGCUUGCUUUUGUCUCCUUGGCCAAUGUGUUGAUUCCAUUUGCAUUUUACAAGUAUGGUAAAGUUUUAAGAGCUAAAUGGUGUAAAGAAGACUACACUGUGCAUAAAGAUAACUUUUAA